CAAGGUGGAAGCCACUGGAAACCACCCCUUCCAUGGAACAGCCGAUGAAUCCAAAGCCCUUCACUGAGGUAGAAGCUGGAUCUUAUCACAAAUGGCUGCCUUCUGAAUACCCUUUGCUUGCUCAGAACAAAGUCGCCGCCGGCCGCCUUCUCCUCCGCCCUCGCGGCUUCGUGGUCCCCCACUACGCCGAUUGUUCUAAAGUGGGUUAUGUUCUUCAAGGGGAGAAUGGAGUUGCCGGGUUGGUGUUUCCGAGCAAGUCCGAUGAGGUGGUGGUGAACUUGAAGAAAGGAGAUUUGAUUCCAGUGCCGAACGGAGUCUCGUCGUGGUGGUUCAACGACGGUGACUCCGAUUUGGAAAUCAUUUUUUUGGGUGAAUCAAAAAACGCUCAUGUUCCUGGUGACAUCUCUUACUUUGUUCUCUCCGGACCUCUCAGCCUCCUGCAUGGCUUCUCGCCGGAGUACGUCGGAAAAACCUAUUCUCUAAACGGAGAAGAAACAACCCAAUUUCUCAAAAGUCAAUCCAACGCUCUGAUUUUCUCAAUUCAGCAAACUCAAUCCCUUCCCAAGCCAUCCAAAUACAGUAAAUUUGUUUACAACAUUGACGCCGCCGCGCCGGACGGUAGAGUCAAGGGCGGCGCCGGCGCUGUCACGACGGUGACGGAAUCAAAAUUUCCGUUCAUUGGUCAAUCUGGGUUGACGGCAAUUCUCGAAAAGCUCAACGCCAACGCCGUCCGUUCGCCGGUGUACGUCGCGGAGCCGUACGAUCAACUGAUCUACGUGGCUAAAGGACGUGGGAAAAUCCAGAUCGUUGGAUCUUCGAGUAAAAUUGAUGCAGAGGUGAAAAUGGGUCAGCUGAUUUUAGUCCCCAAAUUCUUCGCCGUCGGAAAAAUCGCCGGAGAAGAUGGCUUGGAGUGCAUCUCCAUUAUCACAGCAACACACCCUGUGGUGGAAGAACUGGCCGGAAAGACGUCGGUGUUGGAGGCAUUGUCACCGGAGAUUUUUCAAGUUUCGUUCAAUGUCACGGCGGAGUUCGAGAAGCUUCUUAGAUCGAAGAUCACAAACGCUUCACCGGUGAUCGGAUCUUCCGAUUGAAGACUGAAUUAUUAAUAUUAGAAUAUAAUAUUUGAAUGUUUGGGUAUUAUUAUUAUUAUUGGUUUUUACGCUAUUAAAUUUGAUCCCCAAUCCCUAUGAUAGUGAUGUGGGGGCUUUCUGGUCA
This is a messenger RNA of Cucurbita moschata (crookneck pumpkin), 1215 nucleotides long. Its product is annotated as legumin J-like. Lineage: Eukaryota; Viridiplantae; Streptophyta; Magnoliopsida; Cucurbitales; Cucurbitaceae. The record is from RefSeq and is a predicted model, not a curated record. The transcript is spliced from 3 exons. The coding region runs from base 33 to 1091 and encodes 352 amino acids.